GCGGCCAUAUUUUCUCUCGUGGCCUCGAUCAAGUCGCGCGCUGGUAAAGCAGUGACAAUUUGGAAUGAAAUUACGUCUAAAUCAAUUACCGCGUGUUAAUUAGGAACAAGUGAGUGGUGUAAUCAUGGCCAAGGGAAGUAACAAUCUUUCCGGAAGACGGUCACACGGAGCGAAGCCCUACGAUUCAAACAACUCAUUCGUUAAGAAAGUCGCGACAAAGGUAACAGACCUCAUGCCACAACGAUCGUGGAUUAGCAAAUGGUUUAACAAUUCAGAAAAUAACGGAGAGAUGUUAAACGACUCUGAAAAUGCCGAGUACGAGGGAUUCGCGGAGGAAGUGCAAGAAGCUCCAGCAGCAAAGCGACCACGUAUACGAAUGGAUGUGGUCCAUCCACCGGGAACUUUCAACAUUCAACUGAGAAACAAAUCUUCUCUCAACAAAGUAGAUGGCUCCAAAGAGCAAUUCAUUAACUACGAUGAAACAAACGAGGAUUUCCUUGAGCCAUUGGCAGCUGGGCCCAGCGGUGCUUGUCGCUUGGUAUCUUCAACACCAGCCAUUCAAAGCGAUGCCAGAGGUGUUUCUUCACAAAGAUCAAAUCUGAACUCAGUGAUCCCAUCAACUCAAGACAAUGGAGUUACCAACGGAGCGGAUGAUAAUUCUGAAUCUAGCGAAAGUACUAGUGGGUGUAGUUCUCUUAUUCCACAAAACAACAGGCAAGAAGCUCCAUCAAACACAAGCUUUGCCUCAUCAUUUGCGAAUAAAAAAAGGUUUAUCGAUGAUAAAAUGAACUACACAAAUCACUUGCAAUCACCAAGAUCUCUCUUCUUAGACACGAGUACUAGAGAUUCCCUCAGCAGCCGUAGACCCAGUUUUAAUUCCUCAAUCAUGAGCAACACACUGGAACGUUCGCCAUCCCUCUCAUCUCCAUUUUACUCCGGCAAUGUAACAUUCGGAGGAGCGAAUGCCGCUGGUCUUUACAAGCGUAGUCGCUCUCUUUUCAAUUCAAACAGCGAGUACAAGCUCAAAGUUCCUAGAAGAACAAACGUUCAAGUGAAACCUACCAACACCGUGGACAUUGAUUCUUCCGGAAUAAGUCAAACCGCAAAGAGAAUAUUGGAGGCUCUUGAACAUUUCUCUUCUCCCAUUUUGGAUGCCAAGAAAAUUCCAAUUAAGAACACGACAAACUUGAUGAAUGCAACUGGCAGAAAACGGACAAGGGAAGAACAAAACUGUGCAUCGCCGAAAGUUGGUUUACGCCACAUGACGCGAGAACUCACUGUGCCGACAGUACCAGAUUUGUUGAAGAUAAGAAGACGACAGAGAUUACAAGACACGACACUUGCUGCGAGGCAAAUUGUUUCUGCACAGACCGGACCUCUAUUAACAACGCCUUCUGAAUAUCGUCUCAGGACUGCCGCGGAUGAUGAUCCCAAGUUCCGUGGAAAACUCCGAGCUAAAUCUAAAAGGAAUACCCUCGACGAUGAGACGCUGGAACCUGUAAAUCUCCCCACGAUACCAUUGCCCAUUUCAACUCUACCUAGAUUCGAAAUUGCUUUACCUGAAUACACGAAAUCAGCCGACAGAAGCACUGAUAAAGAAAAUUCCUUUAAAUUCGCUAGUCCCAUCAGAGUGACCGACACCACGAAAUCCCUCAAAUCCAUUAAUGACUUUACAUUCAGCAAUCCGCUCAAUGCCGUUGAAGAAGCUGCGAAAGGCAGUUCUUACGAUUUGAGCACUGCAGAAACCGUCAUUCUCGAUUCAGAUGAAUCUAUCCUUAGUAACACAUCCGCACCAAACUUCAUGUGGUCUGGCUCAACUGCUCCCAAACUGAAAGAAAAAGCGAAACCUAAACCGAAAGUUAAUGAACCGACCGUGUUAGGUGUCGCUAGUGAACUGAAGUCAGGCAGCGUUAAUGACUUUUUGAGCGAACUCCGCAAGAAGGCGAAGGAAGGUGAACAUGAAAGGAACUCGACUCCAGAGAAUAAAGAAAAAUCAUCUGAAUCGACGAUAGAUGUUGAGGUUCUAAAUUCAUUACAAAACCAUAACGAGAGCUGGGAAUGUAGCGAAUGUUUAAUAAGAAAUGACAGCACUACGCAUUGCACUUCGUGCAAAUCUUCCAAGCCCGGUCUCAAAGCUAAGGAACCACCUCGUGUUUUUGGCGCCAACACUAUCCAACUUAAACCCAUCGAGAAUGAUUGUUUCGGUUCCCAAUUCAAACUUUCCACCGACCAGUGGGAGUGUAGCGCAUGUAUGGUCAGAAAUAAGCAAUCGGAAGAAAAAUGCGUUUCGUGCACUACUCCAAGACCUGUAGCUAAACUUACUAACUCUGGGCAUGAUUCAGACCUUCUGAAGAAGUUCAAACCCGCCGGUGAUUCGUGGGAAUGUCCUGGUUGUAUGGUAAGAAACAACGGAAACAUCAUGACCUGUCCCUGUUGCAAUGCUGCUAAACCUUCGUCCAAAGCUGGUCCCAAAAAAGAAGCCAGCAAAGAGAAUACUUUGAAGUUCAACAACAAAUCCAUAGAGGGUUUUAAGCCAGCACAAAGUACCUGGGAAUGUCCUUGCUGUAUGGUUCGAAACGCAGAAACAGCAACUAUUUGUCCCUGUUGUAAAGCUGUUAAACCAGGAACCAGCAACGCCAGUCUUAAGAAGCCAGAAGAAAAUACACAAGGAUCUUUGCAGGGAUUUGGAGACAAAUUCAAGAAACCUAUUGGUGCCUGGAACUGCGAUUCUUGUUUAAUCUCAAACAAAAGUGAGGCCACAGAGUGCGUUGCUUGCACUACUGCGAAGCCAGGAACUCAGAAGUCGAUUUCAUCCAGUGGAUCCUCUCUUCAGUUUAGUUUUGGCGUGCCACCUAAAGAUAGCGGUUUUAAAUUCGGCAUCGAUAAAGCCGAUGUAAAGUCGACUGAAUCUGCAGGUGGAUUCACCUUCGGAUCUGAAGCCGCAUUCACUAAUGUCGAACAAUUUUCAUUUGGAAUUCCAAAGACUGCCAAAAGUAUCGAAGCGGCAAAACCUGCUGAAUUUACUUUCGGACAGAAGAGUACCGAGAACACAGCUGGCUUCCAAUUAAACAAAAGUUCUGAUAUGGUAGCAAGUGCAGAAAAGGAGUCAAACAAAACGGAAAAGCCGAAGUUCACCUUUGGAAUUCCGAAAUCAGAUGAGAAGAAACCUGAAAGUAGUGACAAAAUUGAAAAGACUGAGAAGGUAGAAAAGUUCUCCUUUGGAAUUCCUAGCGCUCCUGCAGCAACAAUUCAAGCAACGACUGCGUCCACCCCUGGUUUCAAGUUUGGAUCACCCAAAUCUAAGAGACCUGCAGAUGAUGAACCCCAAGCGAAGAAAACUGCUUUUGGAGGAGCGCCAACAUCUAUUCAGACGGUUUCUUCCUCGACCACAGCUUCUCCCUUUUCCUCAACGGUGACAACGAGUCAAACCAUUAGCUCACCACCAAGCUUUUCGUUCAUACCUAACACGACCGUUCCAGCAAACAGAGCUUCACCAGCGACCACGACGACCGUAGCAACAAGUCUUCCAGCCUUUAGUAAUUCUACCUUCAGCUUCUCGGAUCAGAGUAAAUCAUCACAACCCGCAACCUUACCCAGCUUCGGAGUCCCAUCUGCAGGUGGGCCAACCUUUUCUUUCGGCGGAAAAAAACCUGCAGAAACGACUGUCGCGACAGAGAAGAAGCCGCCUCCAGCUUUCCCAAGUGCAACAUCAACUACUACUUUUGGAUCCUCGGCUACAGCCUCACCCUUUGGAACCAGUGAAGCCAAUGCGCCUCCAGCGUUUGGAGCCGGGGAGAAGAAGACAUCACUUUUUGGAGCACAGGAGAAUAAACUGCCAGCCUUUGGUGACGCCGAAACGAAAACCCCGGCAUUUGGAGCGACGGACAAAAGCACUCCAGUUUUUGGAAGUGGUAGCAAAGCCCCGCUUUUCCCAGCAGCAACUCCAUCUUUUGGAGCUUCGACGACGGCAUCGCCUUUCGGAAACUCGACGCCUCUUUUCGGAAACAAUGCUUCUUCUGGUUUUGGCUCUCCACAAACCUCUAAUGCCUUUCCGGCCUCGAAACCUAAUGAUGGUGACAAUCUGGCACCGAGUACAAAUUUGUUCUCUUUUGGAUCUUCGCAACCAUCGAGUGGUGGUUUUAACUUUGCUGGUGGAAAUUCGGCUCCGACGGCCAUCGCACAGAAACCACCAGUCUUUGCCUUUGGAGCAAAUUCGAGCACAACGCAGGCUGCAAGUACUUUCGGAGGAAACACGUUUAGCACGACGACACAGGCUACACCAGCGCAGCCUAGCUUCUCGUUUAAUUCGCCAAAACCGGAGGCGCCAUCGGCGUUUAGACAAAGUGCAUCUGCAUCGACGCCGCUGUUUGGAGCGGCACAGCCUGCACAAGGUCAGACGCCUUUUUCGGGAGCCGGCGCUUCCAAUGCAGGGUUUAGUUUUGGAGCUGCGGCGCCUGCCGCACCAUCUGGAGGAUUUAAUUUCGGUGGAAUGCCUCAGCAACCAGCACCUGCACCAACACAACCGAAUAGUGGAUUCAAUUUCAAUGCUCCUAAUGCAAUGGCUCCGAAUGCAAUGUCAUUCAACUUUACAGGAGGGAAUGCACCCCAAGCAUUCAAUGCUACGCCACAAUUGCAACAAUCUCAACCACAACGGAAGAUCAAAACAGCCAAGCGAAGAAUGACACCGCGGUAGGCGAGGCAUCACUAAAAUUCGGCGUAAAUUCUGAGUGCGGUCAGGAACGCGAUACUUUUCUGUGUCUGCGCCUACAAAAUCAGUACUUUAUCCCGCAUAAUGGUGGAUCUGCUGUUUUCGAAACGAAUUAAACAAAACAAAGAUCCUGGUUUUAUUGAUCGCAUCGAGCUGGUGGUACGCCAAGCAUUUUUUGUAUUAUAUUUAUGUGCUGAUGACUCGUGCUUGUGAGUACAACCGCUUAUGUUCCAGAAAGAAAAAAGAAAGAGAGAGAGAGAGGGUGAAAGCGAGAGCUAGAGCCAGAUAUAGAAAGAGAAGGGCAGAUACGAGCGAAAUUGCGCUAGAGCGAGCAAGAGAGAAUUUUGUAAAUUAUAAAUUAUUUAAUUAUAUUAUAGCAAACGGACGAUGUUUUGAGAAUUGACGUACGUAAAACCAGUUUUAGCCGGAAAACGGAAGCCACGCAUUGUCGAAGCAUCAUAGUGACCACAACCUUGCCGCGAACGGCAAACCGUUGCCGAUUUGCUGAAACAGAGAGUUUUUUUUUCGAGGACACCAUGGAGAACCGCUGCGAGAUUCGGGUGUAAUCGACGCGCCGCAGCGGGAAAAUCGCACCCUGCUUAGGUAAGUAUAAGUUCUUCAUACUACUCGCAACCAAGUGAGCUUUCGCUUUCGGGAAAACGCUUCAUAGUUCUCUCCCCUCUGUCUUGUUACCGUCGUCUUUAUCGGACUUUUCGUUCAUUAUUUUGGACUGAUCUGUGAUUGAUGCUCUGUUCUUUAUCUCUCGUACACGAGACAGCUCGUCUGUACAGUUAGAUUCCAAGUUUAAGCGUCGGGUUGUUCAAACUCGACAUUUUAACACAUGGACAUUUCUCAAGUCUCGAAAGCGCUGCUCCUCGAGGGGAAGUGGAAAAAAAUCCUCUCGUAGUCUUGUGUAUUUAUAAACCCUUAAAGUUGUUGUGAGUAUCGUGAAGCGAGUGUAUAUCAGUGGAAUUCCACUAACAUGUAGGAAGAUAAACUCAGAAAAAAAAUUUACUAUAUUAUAUAUUAUAUAUUUUAGCUAGGAUCUCGGGAACGGCCCUACAUACUCUGUAGCGCCGAUCUUCGAACGUUGUAACAUAUAUACGUUAUUGAAAAUGGCAUUCGGACAGUACAAAGACACGAUUACGGGAAGUUUCCACUGUUUACUCGAAAUUGUAUAUUUUUUUUAUAUCUACUUAGGAAAUGAUCCUAUAAAAGAAUAAUUACUGAAUGCCAUUUUGCUAGGGUCGUAUCGGCGAUUUAUGUAAGGAUGCUGUGUAUUUUAUCAUAGGGGUGAGUGAAACUAGAGCGUCGCGACAAAAAACGCGGUUAAAAAAUAAAAUUCAAUUAUCACGGGGCUUCUAAAAAUGAACUCUUACUCUUGUUUAAAUUGAAAUAAAAAGAAUUGCACGCCUGCCGAUUUAUUAGACUUUUAACUGACGUUCCUUGUCGAGGAUAUUAUUCACCUUGGUGAUAAGUAGGGUAUGUAAUGUUAAUUUUGUAUAUUCUGCAUAAAAAUUGGACUAUACGUUAAUGUCGAAUGACUAUUGGUACAUUUCAUUUUUCUUUCUUUCUUCCGCUUUUGGUGUUCAGCGGUCAGAUGAACAUGGAACUUGUACUCUUCGAGAUUAUAAUUUAUUUCGCGCUUCGUCGUUUAUGAGUUGUUUAUAUAAUGAGCCUUUAUACAUUUUUAUAGUAUUUCAUUUAAUAAAGCAGAAAGGAUUUCGGUUAUUUUAAUUUUUUAUCUGCGCCCGGACAAACAAGAGUAAAUAAGGUUCCAUGUUACAUUCGUGAGAUAUAAGUCGAUCUUUAUAUCAAUAUGAUACAAAAUUAAAUAAUUUGAAUAAAGCGUUACUUGUCAAUCUCAAAA
Belonocnema kinseyi is the source of this 6578-nucleotide messenger RNA. RefSeq names its product nuclear pore complex protein Nup153. The coding region runs from base 125 to 4693 and encodes 1522 amino acids. Gene Ontology annotation, cellular component: nuclear pore. Gene Ontology annotation, molecular function: structural constituent of nuclear pore. The transcript has 8 exons. Gene Ontology annotation, biological process: RNA export from nucleus; protein import into nucleus. The record is from RefSeq and is a predicted model, not a curated record. NCBI's taxonomy places the organism in Eukaryota, Metazoa, Arthropoda, Insecta, Hymenoptera, Cynipidae.